GAGCCAAUCAUUUCUUAGUAGCUGCACGCGACAUUUGUCUUCUUGCAGGACGAUCUGUUUCUGCAUGCACCUCCCAUUUCCAUGUAGGCCCUCCCCGAGUUAUGAAGGGGCCUGACGCAGUCCAUCCUUGUGUUACUCCCCUUUGAGAUGGGUACAGUGAGAGAGAGAUAGGGAUCGAGAAACGCAAACAAGGCGACCAGAUUUCUGGUGGCUGUAUCCAGCAACUGUUCAUCAUUAUCCUGCCGCCACUCAUCUAAGAUUAAACUGCAUGUAGGCGUUCCAAUUAUUUAAGGGGUUGAGCUGAUCAGAGGUGAAGUGGUCGUUUGCUGAUUCGAGGCUGCUUCUGUUUAUGGCAAUUGCCAGCAGCCAUGAGAGGAGACGAUGACGAGGAUGGGCAUGAGCACGAUCUCGUGAUGCCCGGAUUCCGCUUCCACCCAACCGAGGAGGAACUGAUCGAGUUCUAUCUCCGCCGCAAGGUCGAGGGAAAGCGAUUCAGUGUAGAGCUCAUAACUUACCUCGAUCUGUACCGCUACGACCCAUGGGAGCUUCCAGCACUAGCCACGAUCGGAGACAAGGAAUGGUUCUUUUACGUUCCUAGAGAUCGAAAGUACAGAAACGGGGAUCGACCCAACCGCGUCGCCACAUCAGGCUACUGGAAGGCAACCGGUGCAGACCGAACGAUCCGAACGGAGAACCACCGCUCCAUCGGGUUGAAGAAGACCCUAGUCUUCUACUCGGGGAAAGCUCCAAAAGGCAUCAGAACAAGCUGGACCAUGAACGAGUAUCGUUUGCCACACGGCGAGACAGACCCGUAUAUGAGGACUGAAAUCUCACUCUGCCGCGUGUAUAAAAGAGCUGCAGUAGUAGACCGUCGCCAGCUUCCCGGAACACUCGCUUCCGAGCCAUCACGCUCACGAGAGCCUAGAAUGGAGAAAGAACACUUCUUUUGUUCAUCGACACCGGUCAUGGAGAUGACACCACAAGCGCCGGGUGGAGCUCCAAGCAACAACUUAUCCUCCCCUGUAUUGUCGACACUAUACAGCACGACCGACUCGAUAGCUUCGUUGAGCUCAACUACAUCAACGGAAGAACACAAGUCUCGGCUUCACCAAUAUUCCAAGAACAGUGUAAGCGUUCUGGUACCCGCAAACUCCCUUCUCACUUCCACACUUGACAUCGAAGAGCUCAACAAGUUGGCAAGUUACGGCCGAAGCUUGAUGAACCAACCGAGUCAGCAUCUGCCGGUGAUCUCAGCUGAGAAUAUAUGGGAGGACUGGUGGAAUCCUCUUCCGGAGGUUGGUAAGGAUUAUAGUGGUUUCGAGUGAUCGUUCACACACACAUGUAACAUAAUAGGAGUACAAUAAUAUAUUGUACGGGACCAAAGUUAACGUAGAAUAAAGCUUGUAGUUCAAUUAUA
This is a messenger RNA of Musa acuminata AAA Group (dessert banana), 1417 nucleotides long. RefSeq names its product NAC domain-containing protein 35. NCBI's taxonomy places the organism in Eukaryota, Viridiplantae, Streptophyta, Magnoliopsida, Zingiberales, Musaceae. The transcript is spliced from 3 exons. Bases 369 to 1325 code for a protein of 318 amino acids. Gene Ontology annotation, biological process: regulation of DNA-templated transcription. Gene Ontology annotation, molecular function: DNA binding. The record is from RefSeq and is a predicted model, not a curated record.